AAAAUGUUUUGGUGGAUUUUAUUAAUUCUUUUAUUAAUUUUAUUGACUACUUUGUAUUUUCUUUUUAUUUAUAACAGUGGAAUAAGUCGUUGUUCAUCUUCUGAAGAAAUUUUUGACGAAACUCAAGAAAAUAAUUUAAAUAAUUCAACAAAAAAUAAAAGAGAAGGGAGGAAUGUUUUUAAGUCAAUUUAUUCGAAUAUUAUGGUCAAAAGGAGUGCAAGCCUGACAUCUUUACCUUUACUUUUGAGAAGAAGACAUUCAACUGUUGGGACUGGAUUUCCAAAACAAGUUAUCAGAGCAGCAAAAAAAAUCAUUCCAGACUUUCGACAAAAAUUCUCUGUUAGUUCUCCUCGUGAUGCUCUACCCAAACCUCCAUCAGAAUUUUUUGAACCUUUAGAGAAUCCACAAGUUCCUGAUCGCCAAAAACCUUUAUUUUACCUUAAACAAAAUACAAAGCUUUUAGAAUUUCCUUCAUUUUGUAAUAUUAAAGAAGAAGAUAUUCAAUUAAUGGUUUUUGAUACAAAUGAAUUUAUUGUUAAACGGGGGGAUGCUGAUGAUUCAAUUUAUGUUGUUUUAGAAGGAAGCCUUGCUGUUUAUAUAUCUCCAACACAAGGAAAGAAAUCGAUGGUUAGAAGAAUAGGCCCUUCAGAUUGUUUUUUUAGUCCUUUGUCUUUACUUGAUAUUUUUAUGGGAAAACCUUCUCUACUUAAAACAGUUUCUUUAAAAGCAACAUUAAAAACUCGUUUAGCAAAAUAUUCUUUAGUUAAUUUUUAUAAUGUUUUUAUUGAAAAUCCUGAUCAAUCAGCUUGGAUUAGAACAAUUCAAAUAAUAGCAACAAGGUUGAGACAUAUUGUACUUACAACAUUACAUCAACAUUUGGGUUUGAGUGAAGAACUUGUGAAUAAGCAUUCUACUUCUUCCACUAAAAAACCUCUCAAACAAAGGGGCCUUUCUUUGCGUAAUUAUGGUGGUGGAUUGAAACCAAAACUUCAGCGAAUGUCAACAGAAUUUGAAAAUUCAAAUGAAGAAAUCAAAAUUUCAGUUGCUUUAACUUAUUUUUGUGAAGCUUUAAAUAUUUCUGAAUCUGAGGGGAAUAUUCUGAUUAAGCCGUAUUUGAGGUUUUUGAAGUUAGAAGAGAAUCAAACUCUUUAUGAAGAGGGAAGUAAUGACGGAGCUUCUAUUGGCGUUGUUGUUUCUGGUUUAUUAAAAAUUACACAAGAAUCUGCUUAUUCGGAUAUGUCGACUUUUGGAUAUGAAGAUAAAGAUUCUUGGUGUGCUUAUGUAAAUACAAGGGAAUUGGUUGGAGGAUUACAGUUUCUUACCGACGAGCCUUCAUUCUGUACACUUCGAGCAGCAUGUCCAAGUAUUGUUGCAUUAAUUGAUAAAAAAGAUGCUGAUCUGCUUAUUGAGAAAAAACCUUCUCUUGUUUUCCCAAUUGCUUAUUCAGUACUGCAAAGACUUUCUUCUUUUGUUAGAGCUAUUGAUUUUGCUUUAGGUUGGGUUUUGCUUGAUUCUGGCGAGGCACUUUAUAGAAAAAAUGACUUUUCUGAUUCUGUUUUUGUUGCAUUAAGUGGUCGUUUACGUUCAGUUUCAGAAAAAAUUGUGAUUGAAGAAUUUGGGAGAGGUGAUGUUCUAGGGAUUGUUGAAGUACUUCAACAAAACCCAAGAACUACUACAGGUUUUUAUUUAAAUUUAAUUUUUAGAUUUAUUUUUCAAGUCCUCGCUGUUCGUUAUUCCCAACUUUCAAAAAUUCCCGAAGGCCUGCUCAAUUUUGUUAAAAUGCAAUUUCCUCAAGUUGGCUUCCGACUUGUUCGUCUUUUGGGACGUUAUUAUUCUGGACGAGUUUCUUCUUCGUCUCCUUUAGCAAUUCCUGAUCCAAUGACUCAACGGAAUCUCCACACAAUCGCUAUUUUCCCAGCAACUUUUGACGUUCCUUUAGUAGCUUUUACUUGUGAAUUAUAUCAUGCAUUGAGUGUUACAACAAAAAUAAUUCGUUUAAGUAGUAAAUUUGUUGUUGAACGUUUGGGGGUUGAAGCUGUAAUGCAAAGGAAGGCAGAUUUUCGUCUUAUGCAUUGGCUAAAUUCCCAGGAAGAUACUUAUCAAUUAGUUAUUUAUGAAUGUGAUUAUACAGCAACUAAUUGGACUAGACGUUGUUUAAGUCAAGCAGAUGCAAUUAUUGUUGUUGCUUGUGGUGAUCAAAAACCUCCAGAAAAACAUUUUAUUGAUGAACAUUUAAAAAUGAAUCAAGAUGGAAUUAGAUCUAGAAAAGAAUUGGUUUUGUUAUGGCGUGGAGCUGAUGCUGUACCUAAAGGUACUUAUGAAUGGCUAAAAGGAAGUUGGUUUUCUGCUCAUCAUCAUAUUCAUGCACCAGACAGAAUGUUUAGUUGGGAAAGUAAAGUAGAGAAAAAUGAGAAUGAAAUCCUUAAUUUUUAUGAACAUCAUGUAUUCCCAUUUACUAUAGACGUUCACAGUGAUUUUGCCCGUCUAGGACGUCUACUUUCUUCAAAUGCUGUUGGAUUGGUUUUGGGGGGAGGAGGGGCAAGAGGUGCCGCACAUGUUGGAUUAAUUAAAGCUUUACAUGAAAAAGGAAUUCCUGUUGAUAUUGUUGGUGGAACUUCUAUUGGGUCAUUAAUUAGUGGUAUUUUGGCUACAAAUCCAAAUAAUAUGCAAAAUUUGGAAGAGAAAGCUUCUAAAUGGUUUUUGGGAAUGUCUUCAUUCUGGAAUUUAUUAUUAGAUAUAACUUGGGCUUUUUCUGCUCGUUUAACUGGAUAUAAUUUUAAUAAACUUUUAAAAAAUGUUUUUGGAUUUAAAAGUAUUGAAGAUUUGUGGUUACCUUAUUUUUGUGUUACUACAGAUAUUUCAAAUUCUGAAAUGAGAGUGCAUAGAAAUGGACAAUUAUGGCGUUAUGUUCGAGCUUCAAUGACUUUAGCUGUUUAUUUGCCGCCAAUUUGCCAUUAUUUAUUGGAUGGUGGUUAUGUAAAUAAUUUACCUGCUGAUGUAAUGCGUACAAUGGGGGCUAGAACAGUAAUUGCUAUAGAUGUUAGUUCUGCUGAUGAAAAAGAUUUUCAUAAUUAUGGGGACUAUUUAAAUGGAUUUUAUGCUCAAUUUCAUUCUUUGUUGAAUUGGCAAAAAGAUGCUAUGAGGAUUUUGACUGCACAAGAAAUUCAGGAUCGUCUUUCUUUUGUGUCAAGUGUUCGUCAAUUAGAAUUAGUUAAAAAAGCUCCUUAUUGUACUUAUCUUAGACCACCAAUUGAUAGAUUUAAAACACUUGAUUUUCCAAAAUUUAAUAUUAUACAGAAUGCUGGUUAUCAGUAUGGUUGUGAAACAUUGCCAGAAUUAAUAACAAAGAAUAAUCAUUUAAAAACAUUAAUUAAUCAUGGAAAGUUUUCUGUAAUGAGAUAUUCGCCAAAUACUUUUAGAAAAGGAUCUUUUACUGAUUUGGCUGCACAAAUAUCAAGAAUUCCUUCACAACAUUGUAAAUCCCUUGAUGAUUUUAGUAAAUAUUUUGAAGAUGAGGAUAAUGAUGACGAUGAAGAAUAUUUUGAACAUGAAGAAGAUGAUUCUGAUAGAGGCUUAAGCAACGAGUUUAUUCUUCCAGAUGAAGAUGCUAUUUUAAUAAAUGCUACAAUUAAUGCCAGAAUUAUAACAAACAAUGAGGAAGAUUUUCAAUAA
This is a messenger RNA of Meloidogyne enterolobii, 3672 nucleotides long. The record is from the annotation of a GenBank genome assembly. NCBI's taxonomy places the organism in Eukaryota, Metazoa, Nematoda, Chromadorea, Rhabditida, Meloidogynidae.